Messenger RNA from Amoebophrya sp. A120, 598 nucleotides. The record is from the annotation of a GenBank genome assembly. Lineage: Eukaryota; Dinophyceae; Syndiniales; Amoebophryaceae.
CUUGGCGCAGACCCAACUGGCGCAAAAGUGCUUUGAGGAAGUGGAGAAGAGUAAUUACACUGGUGCGGCUGCAGGUGCAGGAGCUUCUGGUCUACUGAUCGAAGACCCGGAUGACAAAAAUGAUGACCAGCAGCGGGAAGAGCAACAAGUCGCUAUUCAUCUACAACUUCCCAGCAAAAGAUUAUCGCAUUUCGCAGACAAAGACCGCACGCUCGUGCGGCUCUGUUUGUCUCGGCUGCACGAUGUACUGGCCAAGUUGUACAACAAUCAGAGUGACCUCGACCACCAGAACCAGCUCCACGAAACCCUUGACGCGCAGCUGAGCUUUCUUUACCCGGUGUUCAACCACCUUGCGAAAGAGCUCCCGCUCGGGGGCGGAGCGGUGGACCUCUCCGCGUUUGGCAAACUGCUGGCCAUGAUCGGGUCGAACCCGAAUUUGUGGCGCAUUUUCGAAAAAUUCCCCUUCUUCCUGACCAACUGGUUCAAGGUGUUGAGCUCCAGGCCCGUCAUGGCCAAGAUCGCGAACCAUGGCGCACAUCAAGGCGGAGAUGGUCCAAAAUCAUCUGCUUCCAAUACGCCUUCCGGCGGUCUUGUGGUG